This is a messenger RNA of Mauremys mutica (yellowpond turtle), 4664 nucleotides long. Its product is annotated as zinc finger protein 585A-like. Bases 22 to 4107 code for a protein of 1361 amino acids. The transcript is spliced from 9 exons. Gene Ontology annotation, molecular function: RNA polymerase II cis-regulatory region sequence-specific DNA binding; DNA-binding transcription factor activity. Lineage: Eukaryota; Metazoa; Chordata; Testudines; Geoemydidae. Gene Ontology annotation, biological process: regulation of transcription by RNA polymerase II. The record is from RefSeq and is a predicted model, not a curated record.
AGAGCCCUCUACAGGGACGUCAUGCAGGAGAACUACGAGAUGGUGACCUUGCUGGUAUUCCCCAUUCUGAAACCUGACCUGAUCGCCCAGAUGGAACAAGGGGAAGAGCUGUGGGUCCCAGAUCUCCAGGCUGCUGAGAAAAGGGAGAGCCCGAGAGGCACCUGCACAGCAGGUGAUAGGACAGUGAGUGAGAACAAGGAGGAGAAUCAGCAGGAGGAAGGUCCUGAGAAAGUGGAACUGCAGAAGAGGUUUUUGAGCAGAGCUGAAGGGAAUUUUUCCCAGCACUUGGAACAAGGAAAUGCCUGGGGAGAUCGACACAGAUCAGAGAUGCAGCUGGGAAACUAUCCUGUGAAGAAACUGGAUGAAUCCUCUGAAUGUGAUGGAGGAUGGAAGGAUCCCAAGGAAACCACAGUCCAGCAGACAAGUCACAAUGAAGAGAAACCCUACAAAUGCCUUGAGUGUGGGAAAAGAUUCCAGUUCAGUGCAAACCUUAUUAAACAUUGGAGAACCCACACAGGAGAGAAGUCCUAUGAAUGCUUGGACUGUGGGAAAAGCUUCAGUGAGAAGUCGCACUUCAUUACACACCGGAGACUGCACACAGACGAGAGACCCUAUAAAUGCCUGGAGUGCGGGAAAAGCUUUAAUGAGACAUCACACCUUAUGUCACAUCACAGAACCCACACAGGAGAGAAGCCCUAUAAAUGCUUAGACUGUGGGAAAAGCUUCAGUAGGAAGCCUUAUCUUAUUAAACACCAGAGACUUCACACGGGAGAGAGACCUUAUAAAUGCUUUGAGUGUGGGAAAGGUUUUAUCGAAAGUUCAUCCCUUACUAAACAUGAAAGAAUCCACACAGGAGAAAGACCCUAUACAUGCCUUGAAUGUGGGAAAAGCUUCAUUCAGAAGUCACAACUUAUUAUACACCAGAGAGUGCACACAGGAGAGAGACCUUAUAAAUGCCUUGAGUGUGGGAAUGAUUUCAGUAGUCGCUCCCACCUUAUUAAGCAUCAGAAAAUCCACACAGGUGACAAACCCUAUAAAUGCCUUGACUGUGGGAAAAGUUUUGUUGACAGAACAAAACUUACCACUCAUCAGAGAAUCCACACAGGAGAGAGACCCCAUAAAUGUUUAGACUGUGGGAAAAGCUUCAUUGAGAAGUCACAACUUAUUCUACACCAGAGACUGCACACAGGAGAGAGACCUUUUCAUUGUUGUGAAUGUGGGAAAAGUUUUAUUCGGAGCUCAGUGCUUAUUACACAUCAGAGAACCCACACAGGAGAGAGACCUUAUAAAUGCAUCGAGUGUGGGAAAGAUUUUAGCGAGAGCUCAAAGCUUACUACACAUCAGAGAACCCACACGGGAGAAAGACCCUACAAAUGCUUGGACUGUGGGAAAACUUUCAGUCAGCGCUCAUACCUUACUAAACACGGGAGAAUCCACAUGGGAGAGAGACCUUAUAAAUGCCUUGACUGUGGGGAAAGGUUCAGUAAGAGCUCAGAGCUGACCAAACAUCAGAGAAUCCACAAGGAUCAGGGGUGUUUGGCUGCCAAGGAUCCAGCUGCCCAUUGCUGGGGCGAGGAUUCAGCAGCAGCCGAGCAGCAGCUGGAGCCCCCAGCCCGGCCCGGCCCGCCCGGGGGGCCCCGCUCGGAGGGAAGGCUGAGGAAUCACGUCUACGUGUCACUCCAGAUCCUCCCGUCUUCCAGGGGACAGGGAAGGGAAAUGGCUGUGAUGGAGCCAGCUCAGAUGCCGGUGACCUUCGAGGAGGUGGCUGUGUAUUUCACCCAGGGGCAGGGGGCUCUGCUGGACCCCACCCAGAGAGCCCUCUACAGGGACGUCAUGCAGGAGAACUAUGAGACGGUGACCUCGCUGGGAUUCCCCGUUCCCAAACCCGACCUGAUCGCCCGGCUGGAACGAGGGGAAGAGCCGUGGGUCCUGGAUCUCCAGGCCGCCAAGGAAAGGGAGAGCCCGAGAGGCACCCACACAGCAAGUGAUAGGACAGUGAGUGAGAACAAGGUGGAGAAUCAGCAGCAGGAAGGUCCUGAGCAAGUGGAACCGCAGGAGAGGUUUUUGAGCAGAGCUGAAGGGAAUUUCUCCCAGUGCUUGGAGCAGGGAAAUGCCUGGGGAGAUCGACACAGAUCAGAGAUGCAGCUGGGAAACUAUCCCAGGAAGAAACUGGAUGAAUCUGUACCAUGUGGCGGAGGAUGCAAGGAUCUCAAGGGAGUCACAGACCAGCAGACAAGUAACAAUAAAGAGAAACCCUACAAAUGUGUUGACUGUGGGAUAAGUUUUAGCAAAAGUUCAUCCCUUAUUCAACAUGGGCGAAUCCACACAGGAGAGAGACCCUAUAAAUGCAUCGAGUGUGGGAAAGGUUUUAUCGAAAGUUCAUCCCUUACUAAACAUGAAAGAAUCCACAGAGGAAAAAGACCCUAUACCUGCCUUGAGUGUGGGAAAAGUUUCAGUGUGAAAUCAGCCCUUCAUACACAUGAGAAAACCCACACGGGAGAGAAACCCCAUAAAUGCCUGGACUGUGGGAAAAGGUUUGGGCAGAACUCAUACCUUACUGAACAUAGGAGAAUCCACACGGGAGAGAGACCAUAUAAAUGCCUUUACUGUGGGAAAACUUUUAGUCAGCGCUCACACAUUAUUAAGCAUCAGAGAAUCCACACAGGUGACAAACCCUAUAAAUGCCUCAAUUGUGGGCAACGUUUUGUUGACAGAACGAAACUUAAUAAUCAUCAGAGAAUCCACACAGGAGAGAAACCCUAUAAAUGCUUGGACUGUGGGAAAAGCUUCAUUCAGAAGUCACAACUCAUUAUACACCAGAGAGUGCACACAGGAGAGAGACCGUAUCAAUGCCUUGAGUGUGGGAAAAGUUUUAGUCAGAGCUCAAAGCUUAUUACACAUCAGCGAACCCACACAGGAGAGAGACCUUAUAAAUGCCUUAAGUGUGGGAAAAGUUUUAUUGAAAGUUCAUCUCUUAUUCGACAUGGGCAAAUCCACACAGGAGAAAGAGCCUAUCAAUGCCCUGAGUGUGAGAAAAAAUUUACAGAAAAUCGAUCCCUCAUUAAACAUAGGAGAAUACACACGGGAGAAAGACCCUAUACAUGCCGUGAGUGUGGGAAAGGUUUUAUUGAAAGUUCAUCCCUUACUAAACAUGGAAGAAUCCACACAGGAGAAAGACCCUAUAAAUGUCUUGAAUGUGGGAAAAGUUUCAGUGUGAAAUCAGGCCUUAAUAUACAUCAGAAAACCCACACAGGAGAGAAACCCCAUAAAUGCUUGGACUGUGGGAAAACUUUCAGUCAGAUCUCGUACCUUAUUAAACAUGGGAGAACCCACACGGGGGAGAGACCCUAUAAAUGCCUGGACUGUGGGAAAACCUUUAGUCAGCGCUCAUACCUUAUUAAACAUGGGAAAAUCCACACAGGAGAAAGACCCUAUAAAUGCCUUGACUGCGAGAAAGUUUUCAAUGAGCGAUCAGCCCUUAUUAGACAUGAGAGAACUCACAUGGAAGAGAAACCCCAUAAAUGCUUGGACUGUGGGAAAAGCUUCAUUCAGACAUCACAACUUCUUAUACACCAGAGAGUGCACACAGGAGAGAGACCCUUUAAAUGCUGUGAGUGUGGGGAAAGUUUUAUUCAGAACUCAAAGCUUAUUACACAUCAGCAAAUCCACACAGGAGAGAGACCUUAUAAAUGCCUUGAGUGUGGGAAAGGUUUUAGUCAGAGUUCAACGCUUAUUACACAUCAGCGAACCCACACAGGGGAGAGACCCUAUGGAUGCCUUGAGUGUGGAAAAACUUUUAUCGCAAGUUCCGCCCUUACUAAACAUAGGAGAACUCACACAGGAGAAAGACCCUAUAAAUGCCUCGAGUGUGGGAAAAGUUUCAGUGUGAAAUCAGCCCUUAAUAUGCAUCAGAAAACCCACACAGGAGAGAAACCCCAUACAUGCUUGGACUGUGGGAAAAGUUUUAGUCAGCGCUCACACCUUACUAAACAUGGGAAAAUCCACACGGGAGAGAGACCUUAUAAAUGCCUUGACUGUGGGGAAAGCUUCAGUAAGAGCUCAGAGCUUACCAAACAUGAGAGCAUUCACAAGAGUGAGAGACCCUAAAAACAGCUUGACUGCAGGAAAAGAUUCAGUUUUACUUCACACAUCCACACAACAGCGAGACCUUGAAUCUGGUUUCAUUUGGUGCUCCCGGAGUAUCAGGCAUUCACAAAUCCACAUAGGGUAGAAACCUCUGAGAUGUCCUCAGUGUGGAAAAGAUGCCAAGAGGAACUAACUCCGUACUGUACAUCAGAAACUCCUAUGCACAGCAGAGAAACAGGGCCCCGAUAAAGGGUGACCAAAAUCCAUUCUCUUUGUUCCCACACACAUCAGGGGCAUUUGGCUCCCAAGGAUCCAGCUGCCCAUUGCUGGGGUGAGGAUCCAGCAGCAGCCGAGCAUCAGCUGGUCAGGUACCCUCUGUCUCUGCCUGGUCUAAGCAAACCCCAAGCAGAGGAGGAGAAGCCCCAAUCAGCCCCUCCUCCCUGCUGCAGCCCUGGCAGCUGAGCUGAUGGGCCACAGGUGGGGGAAGGGAGAGAGAGAAACUCCUCCAGCUGCCCCCUCUGCCUGGCUGAAGUCCCCCCCCUCUCUUCCCCUCCCAGCCGGGAUCCCCCUGCCAUGGA